This is a messenger RNA of Gasterosteus aculeatus aculeatus (three-spined stickleback), 3080 nucleotides long. The record is from RefSeq and is a predicted model, not a curated record. NCBI's taxonomy places the organism in Eukaryota, Metazoa, Chordata, Actinopteri, Perciformes, Gasterosteidae.
AACACGCUAACAGCUGCUUUAGCUCAGCGCAAAGACAACAACAUCAGGCCAUAAGUAUGAAUGUUUGUGUGCGUCUUCACCGGGAUCAAGGGAUUCACCUCUCUUAAAUUAACCCGGUGGCAGAAGGCGCUUAGCCUAGCUUAGCAUAAAGUCUGGCUCUGUUCAAAGGUAAAGGAAUCCUCUUCGCAGUCUGACAACCAACUGUGCGUUUUGUUGUCCAACGUAAAAGGUUUUGUUUUUAGCGUGAGCUACCGUAGCUCUCCAGUAAUGGGAGGUUAUUAAAACAGGAUCAACUGGUUUUAAAUAUGUUGUUGCUAAAUGCUGCUAGCUGCUUUUUUUCCUUCAAAUGUGUUUUUUUGAUCUUUUAAGUGAAACUUUUAUCCUGCCGUCCUCGCCAAGACUUAAAUAAAUCCCAAUGGGAGUUUCUCCUCCAUGGUUAGAUAAAAAAAGACACGCUAGGUUCAUGCUAAACUAAGCUAAGCCCGCCUGCUGCUGUCUGUAGUUUUGGAUUUACUGUUCAUGAGAACCACCAAUCUUCUGUUCUAGUUCUCGGGCAAGAAAACAAACAAGCUGGUUUCCCCCCCCAAAAAAAAUCUCAACCGUCCCCUUAAAGUCCAACAUAACUGUGGUACAACCCAAGACUACAAUGAAACCGUGUCUUUCAGAAUGAGGCCGUGGAGACGCUGGACUGCGGUGCUGCUGGCGCUGCUGGCGCUGGAGGCUUCGGCGCAGAAGCUGCCCACCAGGGACGAGGGGCUCUUCCAGAUGCAGAUCAGAGACAAGUCGCUGUUCCACGACUCCUCCGUCGUCCCGGACGGAGCCGAGAUCAGCGGCUACCUGUUCAGGGACACGCCCAAGAGGUACUAUUUUGUGGUGGAAGAAGACAACACACCCCUGUCUGUGACCGUGACACCCUGUGAUGCUCCUCUGGAGUGGAAGCUCACGCUGCAGGAGCUGCCCGAGGAGGCCAGCGGAGAGGCAUCAGGAGAGCCUGAACCUCUAGACGAGCAGAAGCGGCAGAUGACCGUGGACGAGGGGACGGAGCUCUUCACCUACAAGGGCAACGACGUGGAGGCGUACGUGGCCACCAGCACCCCCGCCGGCCUCUACCAGCUGGAGCUGCUGUCCACAGAGAAAGACAGCAACUUCAAGGUGUACGCCACCACCACGCCAGAGUCCGACCAGCCCUACCCGGAGCUGCCCUUCGACCCCCGCGUGGACGUGACCGCGCUGGGCCGCACCACCGUCACCCUGGCCUGGAAGCCCACGCCGACGGGCUUUCUGAUGGGCCAGCCCGUCCAGUACUGCGUGGUGAUCAACAAGGAGCACAACUUCAAGAGCAUGUGUGCCGCUGAGGCCAAGAUGAGCGCGGACGACGCCUUCAUGUUGGCGCCGAAGCCCGGCAGAGACUUCAGCCCGUUCGACUUUGCCCACUUUGGCUUCGUGCCCUCCGACAACGUCUUCGGCAAGGAGCGCGGCCUCACGAGCAACAGGAUCUCCCGGGCGCACGCGACCAAGCCCAAAGCGCUGGACCUUCAGAAGGUGUGCAUCGGCAACAAAAACAUCUUCACCGUGUCGGACCUGAAACCGGACACGCAGUACUACUUUGACGUGUUCGCCGUGAACUCCGCGACCAACACCAGCACGGCGUACGUGGGCACCUUCGCCCGCACCAAAGAGGAAGCCCGUCAGAAGACGGUGGAGCUGAAGGACGGCAGGGUGUCCGACGUCUUCAUCAAGCGGAAGGGCAGCAAGUUCCUGCGCUUCGCCCCGGUGUCCUCGCACCAGCGGGUCACCCUGUCCGUCCACGCGUGCCUGGACGCCGUGCAGGUGCAGGUGCGGCGCGACGGCAAGCUGCUGCUCUCGCAGAACGUGGAGGGGGUGCGGCAGUUCCAGCUGCGCGGCAAGCCGAAGGGCAAGUACCUGAUCCGUCUGCGGGGCAGCAGGAAGGGCGCCUCCACCCUGAAGGUGCUGGCCACCACCCGGCCCAGCAGCAAGCAGCCCUUCCCGUCGCUCCCGGAGGACACGCGCAUCAAGGCCUUCGACAAGCUGCGCACCUGCUCCUCCGCCACCGUGGCCUGGCUGGGCACGCAGGACCGCAACAAAUACUGCAUCUACCGCAAGGAGGUGGCCGAGAGCUACGGCGAGGAGCAGCGGCGCCGGGAGCAGAACCAGUGCGCCGGGCCGGAGACCCGCAGGAAGUCGGAAAAGGUCCUGUGCAAGUACUUCCACAGCCCGAACCUGCAGAAAGCGGUGACCACGGAGACCAUCGCGGGCCUGGAGGCGGGGAAGACCUACCUGCUGGACGUUUACGUGGUGGGACACAGUGGUCACUCGGUGAAGUACCAGAGCAAACUGGUGAAGACGAGGAAAUAUUGCUAAAUGACUCUGCAAAGAAAAAAAAUCUAUUACAAAUAUAUAUAUAUAUAUAUAUUAAAUAAGUUUAUUUAACUCUAAGUGAUAUUCUACUAAGGAGUGUAUACAGACUGACUACUCACACGAGCGGAGGCGGCCUGUGGCGGUGACUGUUUGUAGAGAGAGAUAUCAAACUGUAUAUUUAUGUUCACGUUUCAUCGGGGGCCCCUGCGGGCGGCCUGUUUUUCCACCGGGGAGGCGGAGCUUGAGGGAAGGUCACCUCUCGUUGCCGCUGCACGACGCUCGGCUCUCGCCGGUCCCAUCUGUGCGUUCUCCAACCGGCCGCCCCGCGUUGUAUAGAUCUCUCACUGCGUGUUCACUACGUGUUUUAGGAGGAAUUUAAAUUAUUUUAUACUUUUCAACUCUCUCGUUCUUUUUUCCGUGAUUGUUUUUAUUGACGACGAUGAUAACUGUAAAAUUGGAAACUGUAAAUUGCAGUUUUCCGAUGAAGCCGUCGUAGUUUGGACAUUCCCUUGUGUAUCUCAGUGUUUGCUGUUCGUGUAAAUGUCUUCUGUGCCGGAGGUCUGUGUUAUUACCACUGUAUCGCUGUGGGAGUGUGUGUGUGUGUGUGCGUGUGCGUGCGUGCGUGUGUGUCACAUGUACAGUUGUCCUGCCAAUAUUCAUGUACAUAAACACUAAAUAUAGAACCAGUAAUCUCUCUGUCA